Molecule: messenger RNA, 1460 nt
Organism: Amphiprion ocellaris (clown anemonefish)
Lineage: Eukaryota; Metazoa; Chordata; Actinopteri; Pomacentridae
Gene: tmem192
Product: transmembrane protein 192
Exons: 6
Coding region: 109-900 (263 amino acids)
Cellular component (GO): late endosome; lysosomal membrane
Source: RefSeq, a predicted model, not a curated record
AAGAGGGUGGAACCGGAAGUUUACCUGCGCGCUAAACCAGUUACGGAGAUAAUGUAAGCUAAUGUUAGUUUUUUUAUCUGCUAUUUUAAACGUCAAACGUCGAGACAAAUGGAUGCAAAAGGACCGUCGCUUUAUACACAGGCAGGCCCCUCAGUAGAUAUGACGCGCAGCAUGGACGAAGACUCUUUGGUGGAUGGACCACUGAUCUCUGCUGACGCCCUCCACUCUGCCAUCAGAAGAGAGUUUCAACCUGUUCCAACACAGUACCAUGCUGGCGCGCUGUCUGUACUUCAUGUCCUGUAUGUUGUGUUGUCGAUAUGUGUGGGAGUGCUGUGUGUGUUGAAAUUGGGUCAAGAGGAGGUGUGUCUGAACAUUUUGCGCAACGUCAAAGGAGACAGUGCCAUUGUGUUCGGGAAGGUGGGCCUAUGGGUGCUGGUGCUGUUGUUCACCGGCUGCGUGCAGCACCACCACAAUCGAGUCCGGAGCCGAGGAUACCUGCGAUUCUACAGACAGACGCAGGGACUGAAACACCUGCCACUCACCAUACACUCUGCAGGAAAUGUUCUGCUGCUGGUCCUUCUGGUUGCCCAGUUAUCUCAGAAUGUCCGCACCUACUUGAUGCUCGUUGUUCUGGGGUUGGAGCUCUUGGUGACAGUGCCAUGCCUCAUCUAUUACCAGGUCAAGGUGAUGCAGUUCAACAGAGCGCGAGCUGCACCAGAUGUGAGCCAAGAAGAGAUUUCACACAACUACGGCUUCACGAGCGUCCCGACCGAGACCGGCUUCAGAGGCAGCUCCAGUCUGGAGGAGGUGGUGGAGAAGCAGGCCGACCUGAUCGAGUACCUGAAACAGCACAACACGUCGCUGAGCAAGAGGCUGCUCAAUCUCACCGCUCAGCACUAACCGCAGUCGGGCCGAGAACCAACCGCAGCACGGUGGAGGAAUUUUAACGCUGCGAGUAAAAAUCUGAGGCUUUAGAAGAGAAGCUGUAGGAAACACUGGAUAAAAGACUCAAGUAAGCAAUCGCACCUGUACGCACAGACUGAGACGGGAGGCUGUGAGGCUUCCUCCUGCACGGAUUAGGUGGGAGGAGGUGAACUGGGAGCGGAGGACAGUUAAAAAGGCAAAGUGGGAGGCGGAGAGGAGGAGUCGUGGGUCACAGAUCAGAGGUUAGGGGUUUUAUCACCGGGUUACGACCCCCGGUGACCCGUCUACGUUGCUGCUUUUGUUCCUGCCAGAGGGACGGAACAGUAAAAUAGUUUUAGAGAUCAUGUGCACUGAGGAGGGAGAGGUUUACCACUUACCGGGGUCAAACGAGAAAGAGAGACACUGGAAAAAGAGGCUGUAAAAUGUUUGUUCAAGGCUAUUUUAUCUGUGAGUGUGUGUGUCCGUGAUUUACCAAUUUUUCACUCAAUGGGUUUGUGUAUUUGUGAUCAGAUUCCAAUAAAUCUUUACUGUUCUUA